GUGCCGAGAAAAACAUGGCGGACAAGCGCUUUAACCUACACUAGAAACAAAUUUAAAAAAGCAAGGUAAAAACCGAGCAAAGUCACAUUGGAGGUCUGAGCUGAGCCCCUGUGUACCGUUAGCAGAGCUCCGGUUUGAUGAAAUGCUAACAUUCGCUGUCGGAUUAACAAGCCACUUAGCAUGCUAAGUUAGCAUAAAACAGUGGGCAUGUGUAGCGUAGCAUGCGCAUGAAUGCUGCAUUUCUGUCUGUAGUGUUUUAAUCCAAGUUAUAAUAAUGUGCUGUUAAGCCAGUAAUGAGUGAUGGUUAGCAUUCUUGACACGAUUUGUUUUUAUGUAAACAUACGGCGAAAGAGAGGAAAAGAGGGCGUUCUAGCGUUGGCUGCUUUGUGUUAUGAAUGGGAGCUCAACACAUUUCGACAACCUGUGAGGCAUUUUCAUGAACAUGUCGGACGAAUGAAACCGAAAACUGUUUUCUCUUGGCGUCCAGAGGAAGUUGUGUGUCUGCUGGACGCUCUAACGCGAGUCCGCCUGUCAGUUUUGCAGCAGCUUUGAAAACAAGGAGCGGGGUCACUUUAAUUUGGACGCCAUCCCCCUUUGGUGGAGGAAAACAAAAAAAGGCGCACUUCUGUUGAAGGGGAACUCAUCCAGAGAAGAAAAACGCUGACAAAACUGUUAUGAAGUUUUAAGUGUGGUUGAGUUAUAUGGUCCGAAUUGUUGGAGCAUGAGGAAACCUGUGCCACAAAAACCUUUAGAAUGGAAAGAUACCACAAUAAUCAAGCAUCCUCGGAGCGGUCGGCCCUCCCGGGUGCCCUCCCAGUAUCAAGGUCACUUCAGUUGGGAGAUGUAUCUAAAAGAGACCGGUUCUGUUGCUGCUCCUUCUUCUUGUUUCAAACAGAACCUCACACCUCCAGUCAAUGAGUUCAAGGUGGGUAUGAAGUUAGAAGCCCAGGACCCACGGAACACCACGUCCACCUGCAUCGCCACAGUUGUGGGUCUGACGGGCUCGAGGCUGCGCCUGCGUUUAGACGGGUCUGAUAAUAAGAAUGACUUCUGGCGCCUUGUGGAUUCUUCAGAGAUUCAGCCUAUUGGUAGCUGUGAAAAGAAUGGAGGCAUGCUGCAGCCACCACUGGGUUUUCGUCUCAACGCGUCCUCUUGGCCCAUGUUUCUUCUGAAAACACUAAAUGGUGCUGAAAUGGCGCCAUCCCGCAUUUUUCACAAGGAGCCUCCCGCUCCAGAGCAGAACUCUUUCCAGGUGGGAAUGAAGCUGGAGGCAGUGGAUCGGAAAAACCCACAUUUUAUCUGUCCUGCGACAGUUGGCGCGCUGCGUGGAGUCGAGGUGCUGGUUACCUUCGAUGGAUGGCGCGGGGCCUUUGAUUACUAUUGUCGCUAUGACUCGCGGGACAUCUUCCCAGUUGGCUGGUGUGCCCUCACUGGAGACAACCUUCAGCCGCCCGGCACCAAAGCUGUGUUGCCUAAGAGCCUUGGGGUACUGACAGACGGAAGUGUGGAGAGCCCAGCAAUGAAUCCCACUCCCAUUGUGGGUAGACCUCCAGGUCAGAGAGGACGUAAGUCAGGCCGCAGAAAAAUAAAAGUGACAGGGUCCUGGAGUCAAAAAGCCUCUGCACUGGUAGCUCAGAGCAUUCAAUCAGAAAAAGGGUUGGAGCCCAUCAAGAUCCCCAAGAAACGAGGACCUAAGCCUGGCAGUAAGAGAAAACCACGAGUGAUACCCAAUCCAGUCCCCACAUCUCCCACCAGCAGCACCCCAGAGCCCGACAUCAGCACUGUACCCCAAGACAACGCCACCAUCCCCAACUCUGCACUACAGGCUCCCACUGUUUGUGUGUACCUGAAUAAGUWCGGCAAAGUGGGACCCCACCUGGACCAGAGGCGAAUCCAGCACCUUCCAGAUCACUUUGGUCCGGGUCGAGCUUCCUCAGUUCUUCAGCAGUGUGUUCAGGCUUGUGUGGACUCUGCCUACAACCAGGGUACUGUUUUCUCCUGCCUCAAGCCUGGGCAAGGKGGAGAGGUCAUUUCAGCAUUUUUUGAAAAGCAGCAGCACACCCUGACGCUCCCUACAGUCAGCAGUGUCACCUACGUCCUCCGUUUCCUGGAAAAACUUUGCCACAACCUUCACUGUGACCCUCUGUUUGGCAGCCAGCCUGUAGCCAGAGGAAAUCUGCACUAUGACAGUCACUCAUACACUACAGAGAGAAGAAGUUUUGGAAACAGUCUGACCACAGGCUCAGUCCAAAGCACCAAGCGCUUCCAUCAGGACUUCAACGGUCCCCUGUCUCAGAAACUAGCAAAAAUCCCUCGACACUCUACUAAUGGUGAGUCUCUCAGUGAGAACAGUGUUGCAGCACCAGAGCACUUAAAGAAGAUUACCGUCUCUCCAAAUUUGCCAGGAUUGACACCUGGUCUCAGAUCUCCUUCCAAGCUGCUGCAUCAUAACAACUCUACGGGUUCAGGCAGUUUUCGAGAAGGCCCCAGACCCAGCGGUCAGGAUCCAAAUCUGUGGACUGUAGAGGAAGUCAUGAAAUAUAUUCGGGAUAUUGACCCCGUUCUGGCUCCACAUGCUGACCUUUUUAGAAAACAUGAGAUUGACGGUAAAGCCCUCUUGUUGCUGCGCAGUGAGGUGAUGAUGAAAUACAUGGGUUUGAAACUAGGCCCCGCCCUCAAACUCACCUUCCACAUCGACAAACUCAAGCGAGCAUGAAGACCCAGCUGCAACCUUUAAAAGGACUUUUCUUCCACCCCAACUCCCUUUUCUAGAGUCAGUAUAGCAUGCACUUCAUAUCAGACAUAUACUGACGGCUCACGUGUAGCAACUUCCUGCUAAUCCCUGUCUCUGAUCUCCGUUUUCUUUUUGUUCUUGCCUCAUAUAAUGAGGAAUGUUCAUUUUGUGUAGCACAAUCCAACUCCAAGGCAGCACGGGAUAUGUGAGAUUAUCCACUGACUGUUUUGCAUUUUAGUAUAACUUGAAGAUUCAUGUGGCCAUUUCAAAUGUUUAAGGUUUUACAGCCUGAUAACACUAAGUUACAUUUAUCCUGUACAUUUCAUAUUUUUUACUUCAUGAAUAUAUGGACUAGUAUUUUUCAAUAAAAUGUGUUUUGGGUUAUGUGAAAAGGGCAGAAACCCUAAAGAAAGGAAACACUCAUCCCAGUAUUUGGGACAUUUUCUAUGGUCUCACUUUGAGGUAUACCUUUUGCAAUUACAUGAUAAAAUCAUGGUGGGYAAAUAACAUGUUUUAUAAGUGUUAAAUGAUAAACCUUUAUUCUAAAAAUACUGCCACAAGGAAUCAGUUUUAUUAUCUUGUUCUGAAUGUUUACAAUACAUUGUCAUGUAUGUUAUUUGUACUUUUUUAGUUUUUAUACUAUAAUACUGUUUUUAUGUAAAAAUAAAAAAACUCAUACUCAACAUGUUCAAUAAAUGUAUAAUUCUGUAAUGUUAACUCUUUUCUGUUAAAUCUGUUGCACAAUUUUUUUGUUCAAUAUUUAAAUUAAAUUAUCUGUUAACGUUC
Molecule: messenger RNA, 3520 nt
Organism: Austrofundulus limnaeus
Lineage: Eukaryota; Metazoa; Chordata; Actinopteri; Cyprinodontiformes; Rivulidae
Product: Scm polycomb group protein homolog 1
Exons: 15
Coding region: 722-2716 (664 amino acids)
Biological process (GO): negative regulation of DNA-templated transcription
Cellular component (GO): nucleus
Molecular function (GO): chromatin binding; histone binding
Source: RefSeq, a predicted model, not a curated record